Molecule: messenger RNA, 3787 nt
Organism: Raphanus sativus (radish)
Lineage: Eukaryota; Viridiplantae; Streptophyta; Magnoliopsida; Brassicales; Brassicaceae
Product: leucine-rich repeat receptor-like protein kinase PEPR1
Exons: 2
Coding region: 213-3590 (1125 amino acids)
Biological process (GO): protein phosphorylation
Cellular component (GO): plasma membrane
Molecular function (GO): protein kinase activity; protein binding; ATP binding
Source: RefSeq, a predicted model, not a curated record
CAAAGAGAAAACGCGUUGAACGUUUUAGGUUCGCAAUCGUUGUACAAUACCGACCAAACAUCAGAUUGUGAUUAUUAGUUAUUAUUAUCACCCCCAUCAAAUCAAGUUUUGUACUCUCUCUCUCUCUCUUUCUCUCUCAUGGGAGGCUUUGUCACUUCAAACUUCCAAUCUUGAUUUUAGCUUCUGCAUGAUUCUUGAUUUUUGAAUCUAAGAUGAAGAAGAAUCUUCGAUCGCCACUCGAAAGUCUUCUCCUUUUCUGUCUCUUUGUCUCCACCACCCACAUAGCGUCCGUCUCUUGUCUCAACUCAGAAGGGCUAACUCUACUCUCACUUCUAAAACAUCUCGAGAAAGUACCAAAAGAAGUAACUUCCACAUGGAAACCAAACUCAUCUCCCUCAGCCACUCCGUGCAACUGGUUCGGCAUCACCUGCGACGACUCCAACAACGUCGCCUCUCUCAACUUCACCCGUUCCGACGUCUCAGGCCAGUUAGGUCCCGAGAUUGGCGACCUCAGAAGCUUACAGAUUCUGGAUCUGAGCACCAACACCUUCUCCGGAACCAUACCUUCCACUUUAGGAAACUGUACCAAACUCCUUUACCUAGAUUUAUCCGAAAACGAGUUCACCGGUAAAAUCCCUAACACUCUCGGCGACUUAAAGAGCGUGGCGGAUCUCUACCUCUACGUAAACUACCUCACCGGGGAGCUACCCGAGUCCCUGUUUCGAAUCCCGGCGCUGCAGACUUUUAGCGUUGAGUACAACAAUCUAACCGGUUCGAUUCCGGAGAGCAUCGGUGAAGCUAAGGAGCUUCUCGAUCUGCGUAUGUUUGAGAAUCGGUUCUCUGGUAACAUCCCUGAGUCAAUCGGGAACUGCAGUAAGCUGGAGGUUGUGUACUUGCACAAGAACGAGCUGGUUGGUUCUUUACCCGAAAGUUUCAACCGUCUUGAGAAUCUCACCGAACUCUUUCUUGGUAACAACAGCUUAACCGGACCGGUUCGUCUCGGUUCGACCAACUGCAAGAACCUUGUGGGUUUGGAGUUGUCUUACAACAAUUUCGAAGGUGUUGUUCCUCCUGAGUUAGGGAACUGUAGUAACCUCGACGGUGUGGUGAUUGUGAGUGGUAACCUGUCAGGUACCAUCCCUGCCUCGCUAGGGAUGUUAAAGAAGCUUACUGUUAUUAAUCUCUCGGAGAAUCGUCUCUCUGGGAGCAUCCCUGAGGAGAUUGGUAACUGUUCUAGCUUGAAGAUGUUGAAGCUCAACAAUAACCAGCUCGGAGGGGAGAUACCGAGUUCGUUAGGUAAGCUGAAGAAGCUAGAAAGUCUCGAGCUUUUCGAGAACCGGUUCUCCGGUGAGAUCCCUAUAGAGGUUUGGAAGAUUCAGAGUCUUGCUCAGCUGCUUGUUUAUCAAAACAACCUCACUGGUGAACUACCUCUAGAGAUGACGAGUCUGAAGCAUCUGAAGAAAGUUACUCUCUUCGAAAACGGCUUCUACGGAGAGAUACCAUCUUCUUUAGGUGUGCACAGCAGCUUAGAGGAGAUUGACUUUAUAAACAACAAACUCACAGGCGAGAUACCUCCGAACCUCUGCCAUGGGAAGAAGCUGACGGUGCUUAACUUGGGUUCUAAUCAUCUCCACGGUAAGAUACCGACGUCUAUCGGUCAUUGCAAGAGCAUCGAGAGGUUCAUCCUCAGAGAGAACAACCUCUCAGGUCUUCUCCCGGAGUUUUCUCAAGAUCACAGCGUUUCGUUUCUUGAUUUCAACAGCAACGGCUUCGAAGGACCUAUCCCGAGAAGCUUUGGGAGCUCUAGGAACCUCUCUAGCAUCAACCUGUCUAGAAACAAACUCACAGGAGAGAUACCUUCGGAGCUUGGGAACUUACUAAGCCUCGGUUACUUGAAUCUUUCACGUAAUCUUCUCGAAGGCCCUCUACCACCUCACCUCUCUAACUGCGUGAGCCUAGAGCGUUUUGACGUUGGGUUCAACAAGUUAAACGGUUCUGUUCCUUCGAGCUAUAAUACAUUGAAAGGCUUGGCGACUUUGGUUCUCAGCGAGAACCGGUUCUCAGGAGGCAUCCCUUCGUUCUUGCCUGAGCUCGUGAAGCUAUCGGAUCUGCAGUUGGCUAGAAAUGCUUUCGGCGGUGAGAUUCCUUCGUCUGUUGGUUCGUUACAGAACCUGAUCUAUGGUUUGGACUUGAGCGGAAACGGAUUAACAGGCGAGCUUCCGGACAGCUUGAGGCGUCUUCUCAAACUAACGAGAGUCAACGUGUCCAACAACAAGCUGACGGGGUCUUUGUCUGUUCUCGGUAACCUUACCUCGUUGCUACACGCUGAUGUCUCGAACAACCAGUUCACCGGUCCAAUACCUGAGAAGUUGAAGAAUCAGUUGAGCUCUGAUCCGUCGUCGUUUUCGGGAAACCCUAACUUGUGCAUUCCACGUUCCUUCCUCAUAAGCAACAAUAGCGAGAUGAGUUACUGCGUUGAUCAAUCUAGACGCGGCAAGAGUGGUCUCAGCACGUGGAAGAUCGUGCUUAUAUCAGUCUUGUCUUCUUUAUUUGUGUUGGUUUUGGUUCUUGCUCUUGUCUUCUUCGUCUGCCUACGCGGUCGUCGUCGUGGUCCUGAAGAAAAACCAAAGAAAGAUGCUUAUGUCUUCACCGAGGAACCAGCUCCAUCUCAGCUGCUCAACAAGGUUCUUGCAGCAACUGACAAUCUAAACGAAAAACACAUCAUCGGAAGAGGAGCUCACGGUAUUGUCUACAGAGCCUCUUUAGGCUCGGGAGAGGUCUACGCGGUGAAGAGACUCGUUUUCGCAUCUCACAUCCGAGCCAACCAGAGCAUGAUGAGGGAGAUUGAAACAAUAGGGAAAGUCAGACACAGGAACCUGAUCAAGUUGGAAGGGUUUUGGCUGAGGAAAGAAGACGGGCUGAUGCUGUAUAGAUACAUGCCUAGAGGAAGCUUAUACGACGUUCUUCACGGUGUUAGCCCUAAAGAAGACGUGCUUGAGUGGUCUGCACGGUACAACAUUGCGCUUGGGGUCGCUCAUGGACUGGCUUAUCUGCACUAUGAUUGUCAUCCUCCGAUUGUUCAUCGUGACAUUAAGCCAGAGAACAUACUCAUGGACUCGGAUUUGGAGCCUCACAUUGGUGACUUUGGUUUGGCUCGGCUUCUUGAUGGCUCAACGGUCUCAACUGCUACUGUUACAGGCACAACCGGGUACAUAGCACCAGAGAACGCUUUCAAGACGGUGAGGGGAAGAGAAUCAGACGUUUACAGUUACGGAGUUGUGUUGCUGGAGCUGGUUACGAGGAAGAGAGCGGUGGACAAGUCCUUCCCGGACAGUACUGAUAUUGUAAGCUGGGUGAGAUCUAUGUUGAGCAACAGCAGCGUGGACGACAUGGUGUCAACAAUUAUUGAUCCGGUUCUUGUGGAAGAGCUUCUUGAUUCGGAUCUUAGGGAACAGAUAGUUGAGGUGACUGAACUGGCACUGAGCUGUACAGAGAGAGAUCCAGUAAAGAGACCGACGAUGAGAGAGGUGGUGAAAGUGUUGUGCGAUGCGCAAGGUCUUGGAAGAUGCUCCUCUGGUUCAGUUCGCUAAUCUAUUAAUGCAAGAGGAACGGGAUGUUAUUAGUAGUGUGUUUGAAAUGUUAUUAGUAGUGUGUUUGAAUCUUUCGGUUAGCUAGAAGUAAUAUAACUCGGGCCCAUCUAUGAAGGACCGUUAUUUGAAACCAUGUUUGUAAAAUUGACUCGUCAAUCAAUAUAACUAAAUCUGAAAGAAAACUAAUUUGGAAUGUU